AAAUUACCGAUAUAAUUAAAGUAAAAACGCGGAUAUUACCUUAAAAUGGCGCUGAUAUUAGCAUUCCAUUUUUUGCUACUUUAGUGAAUCGAAUAACCGUCUUCAUUAUUUCGUCAUUCAAUUUAUUGUAUUAGACAACUCGUUUCUGGUAUUAGUGGUUUUAUUCCCUCAUGUUCAAUCUUGAACGGAAGUGAAAUUAAUCACGGGAUAUAUUUGCACACGUGACAUCCUGUUGCAUUCAUAUUGCACAAUGACCGGUUGCGAGUAGGUUGUCAAGGAAAACAAUACAGCAAUACGAGAACCCAUAAAUUGGCAAGUACAAAACCAAAAUGGUUUUAUUAGGAGAAACCUUUCCUAAUUUUAAGGCCGAGACGAGUAUGGGUACGGUCGAUUUCUAUCAGUGGUUAGGCAACUCAUGGGGUAUUCUGUUUUCCCAUCCAAAUGACUUUACUCCAGUUUGUACCACCGAAUUAGCAAGAGUGGUACAGCUUAUGCCGGAGUUCAAAAGACUCUGUGUGAAAGUUAUCGCCAUGUCUUGUAAUUCAGUCGAAUCCCAUAGAAAAUGGAUUGAGGAUAUUAAAUCGUUUGGGGAUAUAAGCGAAGAAGGAUUUCCAUACCCAAUAAUAGAAGAUGAAUCCCGUAAGCUUUCGACAUUCUUUGGGAUGUUAGAUCCUAUGGAAACGGAUAGCAAUGGUCUCCCGUUAUCUGCCAGAGCAGUUUUUGUUAUCGAUCCAUCAAAGAAAAUGCGUCUGUCAAUUUUAUACCCUGCCACCACUGGACGAAACUUCGAUGAAAUCAUAAGAACAAUUGAAUCGUUACAACUCACGGAGAAACACAAAGUCGCAACUCCAGUAGAUUGGAAGAAAGGAGAUGACGUAAUGGUUCAACCUACAGUAUCCGACGAAGAAGCUAAAAAACUAUACGCAGAUGAUUUGAAGGUUAUUGCCUUACCAUCAGGAAAAUCUUAUCUUCGAAUCGUACCUCAGCCCACCAACUAAAUUCCAAUAACCCAAAAUAAUUUAAUACCAGACUUCUAAAUAAAUGAUAUUUUGUUUACUACUUCCAAAUGUUUUCAAAUAAAAUCAAAUAAGUGCCGAAUCUUUUUUCUCGUCGACAAUCAAAUAAUAAGAAAACUUCUUGGCCAACCCACUCAUGGAGAAACUAAGCAAAACCCACACGAUUUGUCGACGUUUGCAAACAACAAAAGAAGCCGUUUAUUAUUUCACCUAAUAUAAUUAAAAGUACACUGCUUUAUAUACACUUUUCCAAGUACACAUGUUGCUUACUAUGUCUAGGCAGAUUGUAUAUUAUGUACAGUCCUCCUCUCCAUUUUAAAUUAUCGCUAAAUAUUAAUAACUUGUCUACGUUACGGUUACAUUAUAUUACGCGUACGAUAGUCCAUAAUAAUGCAUAGCAGCAGUUAUAUAAAACAGUCCCUCGGUCAAAACCAAUAAGAUCAAAAAGGAAUAAUCGAUUUAACAGAAAUGAUACCUCGUUAAUAACGUUACGUAAUUAAAAAGUUAAUUACCACACAGUGUGUAUAACUCCGCAGAAAUACUAUUGCCCGGUCUCUGCCCGGGGUGGCUCGGUGUAUCCACUCGCGUCGAAUCCACCAGGUCGUGUCCCGAGAGUCCGCACCUCGUGCACUAGGUCGCUUCCUGGACGUAAAUCCUGGCAUAAAUAAUCCCUGGAGUCGCUACGACAAACGCAGUCCAUCAACAAAACUGUUCCAACGUUACCACGUCACAAGUGCAUCGGCAUCAGAGGACCCAACCGUGGAUCUCCACGUCUCGUACAAGGGGUUUCAUUUCCCAUCGAGGCGAUCACUAUCUAAUUCACGACCGUGGACAUCGCCGUGGCUCGAGGCAUCUCUUCGGGGUGCCCGUUGAGGUUAGCUGCAAUGAUCGACCCCCGGUAACCUUAGGAACCGGGACGAACGAUGCCCGCUCGUGGUGCCCAACGAAGCCUCGGUACAAAACCAGGUAUCUCGUAAUUAAUUUAUUCCUCUAUUUUUCCCUUAAGUUACUCAAUCGCGACAUUCCAGCGUUUCGGCGGGAGUCGAGGAUACACCCGCUCGGACGAGUCGUCCAGAUCCAGUCUAAACGUGCGAUACGCAGUCGUUGGCGUCACAUAACCUCAAAGUCGUAAACUCAUCGAGUUCCGUUAUAAUUCCCACCAACGCUCCUUCGAGCUCCUAAUGAUGCGCAACUAAUUCGUUAGGUUUACAUCCUUCCAGUCCAGGAGGGGACCCCUAGGUGUUCCGCCGACACCCGGGGAUCCGUCCUGAGAGAGCUGGAUAUACCAUGGCAGUUCUCCGGCGAGCCGUCGCGGCCGUCCCUUCGGCGCGCCCAGAAAAUGAGAGCGCGCGAGGACCGAUCGACAGAGGGUCCUUGAAGAAGCGCGCGAGGACCUUUGGGCAACAACUCCCGAGUAAGCGUACGAGGACCGAAUCGACCGCGUCGUCAAGAAUCGGUUCUAAAAUCGGACGUCUUCGUGUCUGCGCUCCCGGAGGAAGCAGCGCGCGAAGACCUUGCGCUCGGCGUCCGCCACGAGCAACGUACUUCCUUGCGAUCUAAGCACCGCUUCCGCCGUCCUCCCUUCCCCGAAAGCUACCGAGAGACGAUACGUUAUCUCGACCUCUUCACGUUUUUGCGAGACUUCCUGCAGGAAAUCUGGUAGUCAAUACCGUUGAGCCAUCGUCAAAAAAAAAAAAAAAAAAUC
Orussus abietinus is the source of this 2721-nucleotide messenger RNA. RefSeq names its product 1-Cys peroxiredoxin (gene Prx6a). The record is from RefSeq and is a predicted model, not a curated record. The transcript has 5 exons. Lineage: Eukaryota; Metazoa; Arthropoda; Insecta; Hymenoptera; Orussidae. The coding region runs from base 330 to 998 and encodes 222 amino acids. Gene Ontology annotation, biological process: cell redox homeostasis; cellular oxidant detoxification. Gene Ontology annotation, cellular component: mitochondrion; cytosol. Gene Ontology annotation, molecular function: peroxiredoxin activity.